This is a messenger RNA of Alosa sapidissima (American shad), 3259 nucleotides long. Its product is annotated as nuclear distribution protein nudE homolog 1-like. The transcript is spliced from 9 exons. The coding region runs from base 134 to 1171 and encodes 345 amino acids. Gene Ontology annotation, cellular component: centrosome; kinetochore; kinesin complex. Gene Ontology annotation, molecular function: microtubule binding. NCBI's taxonomy places the organism in Eukaryota, Metazoa, Chordata, Actinopteri, Clupeiformes, Clupeidae. The record is from RefSeq and is a predicted model, not a curated record. Gene Ontology annotation, biological process: chromosome segregation; microtubule nucleation; cell migration.
UUAGAUUUGAGUAGCCUGUGUGAUGCCUCUGAAUGGAUUGAAAGAAGGGAGUUAGGACAUUCGUAACAACCACCAUUAUAAUUAUUUUCAACACAUACGUUAUUGUAUGUGACAGUUGUUCAUAUCGAGGACUAUGGGUGAACCUCCAGCACCAACGUUUGGGUCAUUGGAAGAGGAAGUCAGUUAUUGGAAAGAGGUGGCUGUUAAACAUCAACAAAGUGCUCUAGACGCACACGACGAGCUACAGGAAUUUCAGCAAAUGAGCCGAGAUUAUGAGACAGAACUUGAGACUGAGUUGAAACAAUGUGAAGCGAGGAACAAGGAGCUACAAUCCAACAAUGAACGUCUGCGUUCGGAACUCGAUAACAUCAAGGAAAAAUUUGAGGCACAACACACUGAUGCAUUUCGGCAAAUGUCGAGGCUAGAGGAUGAGCUUGCAGAGACUACUGCAGUAAGGGACCACCUACAGAAAUACAUCAGAGAACUGGAACAGUCCAACGACGACUUGGAGCGGGCUAAAAGGGCCACAAUUAUGUCUUUGGAAGAUUUUGAGCUGCGGAUGAACCAGGUUAUUGAGAGGAAUGCUUUCCUAGAAAGUGAGCUAGAUGAAAAGGAGAAUCUUCUAGAAUCAGUUCAGAGGCUGAAAGAUGAGGCCAGAGAUCUUAAACAAGAGCUGGCUGUGACGCAGAAGCAGGAUCAUCGCCCUCCAUUAAGAAUUUCCAGGGACAUGGACAAGCCAGAAGCGCCAUCACAACUUCCUGGUCGUACCUCUGUCCCAGCCACCCCUGCAAACCCAAUUGGAUCAUUCUGCACGCCAUCAACAACACAUUACAGAGGUAUCUCCAUGACUGGCACUCCUCUCACCACUUCUGCUAGGAUCUCGGCGCUCAACAUUGUUGGGGAGCUGCUUAGGAAAGUGGGGAACCUAGAAUCCAAGCUUGCCUCGUGUCGAGAUUUUGUUUUUGACACACCAGCUGUUAGGCCAGCCCUUUCUGCAGGGACUGCAUCUGCAGCCGCCCCCUCAGACACCUCGGAGAUCCACUCCACUGGCCACACCGUGCCUCAGUUUGAGAAAAGUUUGGUGAAGCGGUUGGAAUUCGGACCUGCAUCUUCCCACUCAGCUCCAUCACCACUGCAGUCUCCACAAGGUGGGGUCAAGAUGCUGCUGUAGGACACCAACAAACUACCUCCGUUCCCUACCCAUAAUUCCAAUGGGGAUUUUUAUUGUGUCUGUGUCCUGUUUGUGUCCUGUGUACCUCAUGCAUCACUUCAGUUGGUGUGUUUGAAAUGGCUUCCCGUCUGUCCUCUUCUGCGUGUGGUCACUGAAGAGCACAGCGAUGUGCUAGCUGCCCCCUGCUCCUUGCUUUUGCAUGCCCAGCUAGUUUGGAACCAGGGAGGAUGAGAUAGAUACGGAGUGUAAUGGAAUCAGAACCCACAAGAAAAGAACUCUUGACUGUUGACAUACAAUUUCCUGCUGAGAACAGCUUAGCAUCUUUGUAGUUUUUAUUUCCUAAUCAUCCGCAUGGAGAAAGCAUAUCCCUGUGACCUUACACAUCAUCUAACCUCAUCUGCCCCCUGUGGGCCUCCUGGGCGGGCAGCCCUGGGUCUUCUAACUGGGCCAGGGGCCUGUCUGGGGCUUAGCGUUAGCCUUUAGCCACUGCUGCCUUCUAACGAGAUCUGCGUCUGUAGAGCGCUUCCUUGGAGACAUACCACAGCCAUUCUUCUUCAGCUGACUGCAGUUACGUUGCCUCGAUUGCUGAAGCUCACGCAUUUGUGUGUCAAUAGCUGCAGGCUACUGCAUCUGCACUGUGGUGAAGUGGCUUUAGUUGUGAUACUUUAAAAAAAAUGAAAUAAAAAUAUGUAUUAGCUGCCCUAAGAUCUGCUGCAGGGACAAGUUGAGAUGUUUGGCUUUAUCUUAGUUUGUUGACGUUCUUGUUUGUAAUUAAGAUUCAAUUUAUUGAAAGGUAAAUCAAUCCUGGCUGUUAAAUUUGUUCUACCACACCAGCGUGGUCAAGUGAGUGGUGAGUGUGUAGAUCAGACGUUGAAUUUGGUGUGACUCACGUAUAGAGCAAUAACAUGUGAUGGUAAUAUUCCUUCACUCUAUUUACUAUGUAAACAUUCAGUUUCACAUCAAGGUCAUAAAUGGAUAUACUCUAUGCAGUACAGUAUCUGUUUUUGCUUCAGAAAGGCUAUAAAGGAACAUGCCUUGGCAAUCUAAACUGUUAUUUGAAGCUUGAUGGUUUCAGUGCUAAAAUUAAAAUAGAACUUUUAAAUAUGGUAAACAUAUUCUUAUUCUGUCUAGUCAUAAAUAAAUAGUAUAUAGGUAGAUAUAUCCAUAUAUGAAGUUUAAUGACUGAUCAGCUAGGUGUAGUUUAUAGGUCAAUAUGCCAUUAACUUUCCUAAUAUGAGGUACGCAAAAAUAACUGCACUGAACAGUACUAUGGAAAUCUGUCCAGUAUUGUAACAAGUACAGGCUGUGGGGUCAGAAAAUGCUAUUUUUAAUAUGGAAUAUACAUAUGUUGGUUUGAGUACUCAUGGGUACCGUUCAGCUUUAAAGUCAAAUGAUCAUAGCUUACACUUCAAGAGAUAUUGUUUUUGUUAUCAGCAUGUCAGAACCAAACAACUGGCAAGCCUAUGUGUUUGUCUAAACAGAGACUUUCCAUUUUCAUCAGAUUUGCAUUGUUCUUUUAAGUACAUUGUUUAUUGAACUUACCGUAGAUUGAUACUAUUUUUUUUAUAAAUGUUUAGUGGAUGUUCUGCUUUCUGAAGUGACAUCACAUUCAUUCAUUUUGAAACCAACAACUAUACUUUCCAUAACUUAAUUUAUCCCAUAACUGUUUUUUUUUUAUAAAUGAUUUGUACAUGUUAAAGUUUGGUUAUGGUAUUUAAGUAGUUGUUUGUUGAGUUUGGCCAUUGUGCUGUAAUGUUACAGUGCGUUGUCAUGGCAAAAAGCACAAGUUAUGACCGAAAGAUCACAGCUAUUCCAGUUACUCUACAGGGCACUGCGUCUGUAUACCCAGAAACGGGACGUGUGGUCACAGAUCCAUAGUUUUAAGUCUAAGACCUUAUAUUUUUGUCUCCAACAAACUACUUAUCUUUGGAAUAAUUUGUAAAACGUUUCACUGUGAGAUAUGAGAGGUAGACAAGCAAUAUUUGCAAGACUUUGCAGGGGACCCUAGUUUUACAAAACGUAUUUGUAUGUGGCUUUCUUUGACACUGUUACACUGUCAGGAAAAGUUACAAUAAACUGAAUAUCAAA